AUGGAUCCUUUCACCAAGAUGGCAGAGAAUGAGACUUCUCAGUUACAAAGAGCAAUAUUCGCCCAGUAUAUUAUGAUGAAGAAGUUAUUCAUGGAGCUAGAAGAGGAAAGGGAAGCUUCAGCAAGUGCUGCAGGUGCAGCCUUGUCAAUGAUUAGAAAACUUCAGAAAGAAAAGGAGUCGGAGAGGAUGGAAGCAUGGCAGUACAGAAGAAUAGCCGAAGAAAGGAUGAAUCAUAAUGACAAAGCUCUGGAGAUUGUGAAGGAAGUCAUGCAGCAGAAGGAACUGGAGAUCUAUUAUCUCAGGAACCAACUUCAGGUGUAUAAACAAAGGUUACUGGGUGUUGGUAUUGAUGAUUGCGAUAUUGCAGACGAGACUAUAACAAAAAAUAUACCUUUCUUUGAAAGCAGCGACGUAGAGAAUCUUUGUCAUACCAUCAAAAGGAAUUUCUCUCUGCCAAUUUUGCAGUUGGAUAAACGUCUUACUGAAAUGGACAUCAACAAAAACGAUGGAUCACUUCGAUCAGCCAGGAGCAGGUUAGGUGUUUACAUCCAGAAUUUUAGUGAAAAUGAACCGGGUCAAGUUUCCAGCGAUGGCAACAACCUGAAAGAUGUAGAGCCCAAAGAAAGCUCGUCAACAGAUAUGAACAGUACCGAGAAGCAUGCGAAAGAACCAAAAAUUCUAAGCAACAGUAUUUUGGAACACUCUUAUCCAUCAGAACAGGCUUCACGUUAUUCCCCGUUCUUAAUGGUGAGUCAUCAGACUGAUAUACGCACUCCAAGAGCAGCACAUGUUGGAAAAGAUGCGGAAGACACGCUACAUCCUGAUCCGCUCGGGCCUUCGUGUCCCAAUAACGAAAUGGAAAAAACUGUAGCCCAUCAUACAGGUGAUAUGGGCACACUCAAAGAUCCAGAACUAAGCAAGGGGCCAGCAGAAUCCACAUGUACUAAAGAUGGCAUCAACACAGAGGAAUCUGUAAUUUCUCCAAUGGUUGUUCAAAAAGAUAAAGGGCCCCAUGCUCUUUCCAAGCUUUCAGCAACACGAAAAGUUGGCUCCAUGAAUAACGUCGACAGACAUGUCCGUGUAAGCACGGGGAGUUCUACACCACGGGCUGGAAUUGAGAGAACCAGAUCAAGGCUGAAGCGUGUUCAGAGUGAAAAGAGGAUUGAGCUAAAUGAACCUAAGAAAAGCAAGGAACAAAUCAUAAUGCUGAAGGAGGUUUAUGAGCAGCUCAAUAUGAUAGAAGCACACAUGAGACCUUCCGGUUCACAGGAGACCCCUAAGAAUGACCAGUCGUUGGAUUCUGUCAUGGAGGCGGCUCUGUCCUUCUCCAUAUAGUCCAUCUCGGCUUUAGCCAUGUGAAGCAAACUGUGAGGCCGCCAUCUCCAGUAAUUCAAGUUCUGCUGUAG
Molecule: messenger RNA, 1406 nt
Organism: Lolium rigidum
Lineage: Eukaryota; Viridiplantae; Streptophyta; Magnoliopsida; Poales; Poaceae
Exons: 2
Coding region: 1-1335 (444 amino acids)
Source: RefSeq, a predicted model, not a curated record